Messenger RNA from Nerophis ophidion (straightnose pipefish), 9793 nucleotides. It is a transcript of the gene drp2, whose product is annotated as dystrophin related protein 2. Gene Ontology annotation, cellular component: plasma membrane. Gene Ontology annotation, biological process: synaptic signaling. Lineage: Eukaryota; Metazoa; Chordata; Actinopteri; Syngnathiformes; Syngnathidae. Gene Ontology annotation, molecular function: protein binding; zinc ion binding. The record is from RefSeq and is a predicted model, not a curated record. Bases 499 to 3081 code for a protein of 860 amino acids. The transcript has 26 exons.
UCCGGGCGUGCGCGCGCGCUCUCACUCUCUUGCCGGCUCAUCACGCACCUUUCCCGGGAAACUCGCGUCUUCUCUCUUCCGGAAGGGAGGACGCGCUCCAGUGUGGUCACGUGACACCGCGGCGGACGGACGACGCUCUUCGUCCUCCAGCCUUUGCGGAUCUCUCGCGGCCGCCGAGGGGCCACCACGUCCGGGGAGAGUCCGAAGCUUCUGCUCCGCAGCUGCAAGAAGGUGUCUCCCCCAGCCUCAGAGCUUUCUCCAGUGGUCGCCGUCGCCGCUGUCACCAUUCCUCCACACCCAGGCCUGCCACGCCCCUGCCCCCCCGCCACAGAAGUGUUGGCUGGAUUGGCGGGAGGCGGCGACCCUGCAGCCACGUCUUCACCGCUCGCUUCGGGGCGACCCUCCUGGCCGGGAUGCCACUGUGUGCCAGGCCAGGUGGACUCUGAGGUCCAGGAGGAGGCGGCCGGGUGCAGGGGGGACCUGCAGCUGACCGGAGACAUGAACCUCUGCUGGAACCAGAUCAAGCGCAAGUCCCACAACAUCCGGGUGUGUCUGGAGGCCAUCUCCGAUACCAGCGGGAAGCUGCAGAUCUCCCUGCAGGAAGUCAUCCAAUGGCUGACCACUAAGGACGAAGAACUGUCCCAGCAGCUGCCCAUAGGUGGCGACGUGGCGGCUGUGCAGCACCAGCGGGACUUCCACCAGGCUUUCUUGGAGGACGUCAAGUCUCGAGGACCGUUCAUCUACUCGGUGCUGGAGUCCGCCCAGUCCUUCCUGGCUCAGCAUCCCUUCCAGGAACCUGAGGAGACUCCGGCUGAGGGCAAAGACGCGAUGUUGAACGUGAGCCGGUCGGUGUGGAAACAAGCCAACGUGGCGGGCGACCUGUGGGAGAAGCUGACCGCACGCUGUGUGGACCGACACAGACACAUGGAGAGGACUCUGGAGCGGCUCCUGCAGAUCCAGGCUGGGAUGGAGGACCUGGUGCUGGCUGUGCAGCAGGCAGAGGGCGUGAGAGACGCCUGGGAGGGCGUGGGCGACCUCUUCAUCGACUCUCUGCAGGAUCACAUCGAUGCCACCAAGCUCUUCAAGCAGGAAGUGACGCAGGUGAAGGAGGGCAUGAAGCAGCUCAAUGAGCUGGCCCACCAGCUGGCUAUCUCCGACGUUCACCUGUCCCUGGACAACGCCCGCGCUCUGGAGCACCUCAACAACAGGUGGAAGGUGCUGCAGGGUUCCAUUGAAGAGAGGCUAAAGCAGCUCCAAGAUGCACACAGAGACUUCGGCCCCGGAUCCCAGCACUUCCUCUCAAGUUCAGUGCAGAGGCCAUGGGAGCGUGCCAUCUCUCCCAACAAAGUUCCAUACUACAUCAACCAUCAGGCGCAGACCACCUGCUGGGACCACCCAAAGAUGACAGAACUGUACCAAGCACUCGCUGAUUUGAACAACAUCAAGUUCUCGGCCUACAGAACCGCCAUGAAGCUGCGGCGGGUCCAGAAGGCGCUGAGACUGGACUUAGUGGCGCUGAGCAACUUGGUGGAAAUGUUUCGGGAGCAGGAUCUGAGUCAAGGCGAGCGCGUGAUGGACGUGGUGGAGGUCAUCCAUGGGCUGACGGCGCUCUACGAGAGGCUAGAGGAGGAGAGGACCGUCUUGGUCAACGUGCCGCUCUGCGUGGACAUGUGUCUCAACUGGCUGCUCAAUGUCUACGACAGCGCUCGCAACGGCAAGAUGCGCGUGCUGAGCUUGAAGAUGGGUCUGGUGAGCUUGUGUGACGCCGACGUCCAGGACAAGUACAAGUACUUAUUCCAUCAAGUGUCCGGCGCGGGAGGACUGACGGACCAGCGCCACCUCAGCCUGCUGCUCCACGAGGCCGUCCAAAUCCCCCGGCAGUUGGGCGAAGUCGCCGCCUUCGGGGGCAGCAACGUGGAGCCCAGCGUCCGCAGCUGCUUCCGCAUGGCUUCAGGGAAGCCGGCCAUCGAGGUGUCGCACUUCCUGGACUGGACCAGCCUGGAGCCCCAGUCCAUGGUCUGGCUGCCCGUGCUGCACCGGGUGACCGCGGCAGAGUCCACCAAGCACCAGGCCAGAUGUCACGUCUGCAGACAAUGUCCCAUCCAGGGCUUCAGGUAUCGCAGUUUGAAGCAGUUCAAUGUGGACAUCUGCCAGACCUGCUUCCUGACCGGCCGCACCAGCAAGGGGAAGAAGCUGCACUACCCCAUCAUGGAGUACUACACCCCAACCACUUCAGGGGAGAAGAUGAGAGACUUUGCCAAGACUCUGAAGAACAAGUUCAGAUCCAAGCAAUACUUCAGCAAACACCCGCAGAGAGGAUACCUGCCACUGCAAUCUGUCAUGGAGGCUGACAGCUGCCACACGCCGUGCUCGUCGCCCAGGAUGCCGCACGCAGACACACACAGCAGGAUUGAACAUUAUGCAAGCAGGCUGGCAGAGAUGGAGAACCAGAACUGUUCCUUCUUCACAGACAGCCUGUCUCCUGAUGAAAGUCUAGACGAAGACCAGUACCUGCUGCGUCACCUGGACCAGGACUCUCCCAUGCUGCUGGUCCACCUGGAACACCAGGACCAGGAGCAGCUCCAUUGCACCUUGGCCCGCCUGGAGGAGGAGAACAGGGUACUGCAAGGCGAGUACCGUCGCCUCCAGUGGAAACACGAGGAGGCGGCGUCCUUCCCCAUGCUGACCGAGGCCGGCGAGGCCAUCGUGGACGAGCAGCAAGACGAAGAGCUCCUGGCUGAGGCUCGGGUGCUGCGCCAACACAAGACCAGGCUGGAGACCCGCAUGCAGAUCCUGGAGGACCACAACAAGCAACUGGAGUCUCAGCUGCACAGACUCAGAGAGCUUCUGCUCCAGCCCAGAGAGGAUUGGGAGACCACCGGAUCAGAAGCGUCCACCUUGUCGUCACCUGUGUCUGCAGGGGGUCAGCAGGGUCAGCAGGGGGGCGUGGCCAGCAGGGACACAGAAGCAGCAGGUGACCAGAUGGAAGAUGAGCAGGACACGGUGAUGCAGCUGCAGGAGGUCAUCGAGCAGCUGAGGAACGUCUUCCCCUCCGAACCAGGCACCACCUCACACAUCUAGCACACCUGGCCUUCAAGGCUCCACCUGGCACAUCUGGCUUUAACGGCGCAGGAGUGCCGCUCGGCUCCGCCCACUUCAGCUGCACCCACACCCAACUCUGCCCUGGCACCUGCAGGUCGUCGGGGGCGGGGCCAGACUCUGAGGGGGUCAAGCUUGAAGCUUCAGACGUGGCUGCACCGAUGCUGGACCUUCACACAGGACGUGCAGAAAAACCAGGUCGGUCCUCGCUCUCUGCGCCCGCCGCUGACCGCUUAUUAGCAACGCCAUCGCCAUCGCUUCCAUCCACCACUCCUUGGUAGAAGACAGCCAAGCCGUAGAAUAUAACGACCUCCAUUUAUAUUUCAGACCUGAAUGAAUACUUGGAAAGAGUAAUAAAUGAUAUAUUUGUUUAAAUUGAUAUUUCAUGGAUCAUUUUGCCGGCUGAAGUGGAAAAGAAAAAAAGGAAGCGGGGCGACUUUCUAUCAUCUUCUUCACCUUUGUGGACGCACUUAAUUGCACCUUAAAAACCAAAUCAACAUUCCGUGGGGUUGAAAAUAUGAAAAAAAGAAGUUGAUGUGCGACGGAACCAACAUGCGGACACUUGUGUUGGAAGCCCCUCCCCCUCCAGGAAAAGAAGAUGCUGAUGCAAGACGGAAGCAGGUGUUGUUCGGGGACUUUCACACAUCUGAGAGACAGGACAGAAAAAUCGCCAGCGUUUGUUGGCGGGCGUGACGCACUUUGACGGCCUUGUCACAAUGACGUCCGCUUUGUCACAACACAACGCAAGACUCCUUCCGAGCCUCACUCGGUUCAUUGUGCUACGGUUGCUAGGCAACAAAGGAUGCGGCCGCGCAGAUUUGUGAUGAUGCUCGUCAUAGCGACGCUUCAAAGGCGAGGAAAACCUUUUAAGUCACUUCCGCCGUCUUUUGUUCUCGUCAUCGGUUUUCGACAUCCCAUACUUGAUUUGGAGGAGGUCAGAAAUACAUCCCUCCAUCCAUUUUCUACAGCUUGUCCCUUAUAUGUUUAUUGGUGGAGGAUUUAGGACAAAUUAGAGGAGUGAGACUGAAGGUGUUGAAUGAAGAAAGUAGAGUGAAAUAUGGAAAGGAUGCAGAAAACGAAAUGAUUAGACGCUGAAAAGUGGAUUAUUAUUUGCAAGAAACAGAGAAUUGAAGAAUCCUGCAUCAAGUUAAGCAUCACAAAAAGCGAAAACGCGAUACUUUCAGCUAUAAAAGGACGUCUUAGGAAGCUAAAUGUACUUCAAAAGUGAUGAGGCAAAUGUUUAUUUAUACGACCAAUAUAUUUACACGUCCCAUUAAUAUAGUAUAUUCCUAUAUUUACAUUCCAUCUAUUUUCUUGUAUUACUUUAAAACUAAAACCUCUUUUUUUUAUUAUUAUUAGAUAAUUCCAAGUUUGGAAGCGUGUUUGUCAUUAUUUUCAUGACAUCAAAUAAUUACAUUAAAUUAUAACUGCAACAAUAAUCUUACUCUCAAUCAAGUAAAUGAUAAAUAAAUGAUUAUCCCAUAAUAAGUCAUUUUUGUUUUCUAAUUAAUUUUAAUGUUAUGUAAACAAUCUUACUAGACUAGCAGACUUGUCAUGUGACUAAAUUAUGACAAAUAUAUUAAAUAUUUCAAUAAAUAAGACUGAUGGUGACAAUGUAUUAAAUAUAUGAAUAAAUAAGACUAAUGACAAUAUUUUAAAUAUAUGAACAAAUAAGUCUGAUGACAAUAUAUUAAAUAUAUGAAUAAAUAAGACUGAUGACGACAAACAUUGCCAGCAUGAUGCAUAAAAAACACAAUUAUAUUUUGCCAUGAAUCCUAAAAAUAUUUAUUAUUACUGAAUUAACGUGUUGGUAUUUAUCAUCAUUUUAGCAACCCCCUCAAAACCUAAUGAUGACAAUGCAUUUUCACUUGAAUCCUCCACUAUAAAAUAUACACAUGCUAACCCUACAGUUUUUAUUAUUAUUAAUUUUAUACACAUGCUAACCCUACAGUUUUUUUUUUAUUAAUAUUGGUAUUUCUAUACACAUGCUAACCCUACCCAAUUUUUAAUAUUAAUAUUAUUUAUAUACACAUGCUAACCCUACCCAAUUUUUAAUAUUAAUAUUAUUUAUAUACACAUGCUAACCGUACACAGUUAUUAUUAUUUAUAUACACAUGCUAACCCUACUGUUUUUAUUAUUAUCAUUAUACUAUACACAUGCUAACCAUACAUAGUUUUUUAUCAUUGAUAUUGUUAUUUAUGUACACAUGAUAACCCUACAUUUUUUUACUAUUGAUGGUUUUUAUAUACACAUACGAACCCUACAGUUUUUUAUUAUUAAUAUUGGUAUUUCUAUACACAUGCUAACCCUACACAAUGUUUACUAUAAAUAUUAUUUAUAUACACAUGCUAACCCUAAACAAUUGUAUUAUUAUCAUUUAUAUAGACAUGCUAACCCUACAAAGUUUCAUUAUUGAUAUUAUUUAUUUACACAUGCUAACCCUACACAAUGUUUACUAUAAAUAUUAUUUAUAUACACAUGCUAACCCUAAACAAUUGUAUUAUUAUCAUUUAUAUAGACAUGCUAACCAUACAAAGUUUCAUUAUUGAUAUUAUUUAUUUACACAUGCUAACCCUACACAGUUAUUAUAAUAUUAUUUAUAUACACACGCUAACCCUACAAAGUUUCAUUAUUGAUAUUAUUUAUUUACACAUGCUAACCCUACACAGUUAUAUUAUUUAUAUACACAUGCUAACCCUACACAGUUUUUAUAUUAUUUAUAUACACAUGCUAACCCUACACAGUUUUUAUAUGAUUUAUAUACACAUGCUAACCCUGCACAAUUUUUAUUAUUAAUAUUAUUUAUAUACACAUGCUAACCCUACAGUUAUUAUAAUAUUAUUUAUACACACAUACUAACCCUACACAGUUUUUAUUAUUAUACAUAUGCACAUGCUAACCCUACAGUCAUUAUAUUAUUCAUAUGCACAUGCAAACCCCACAGUUAUUAUAUUAUUUAUAUACACAUGCUAACCCUACAGUUUUUAAUAUUAAUAUUAUUAUUUAUAUACACAUGCUAACCCUAAACAAUUGUGUUAUCAUUUAUAUACACAUGCUAACCCUACAAAGUUUCAUUAUUGAUAUUAUUUAUUUACACAUGCUAACCCUACACAGUUAUUAUUAUUUAUAUACACAUGCUAAACCUACAGUUUGUUAUUAUUAAUAUUGGUAUUUAUAUACACAUGCUAACCCUACUCUGUUUUUAUUAUUAUCAUUAUACUAUACACAUGCUAACCAUACAUAGUUUUUAUCAUUGAUAUUGUUAUUUAUAUACACAUGAUAACCCUACAUUUUUUUACUAUUGAUAGUUUUUAUAUACACAUACGAACCCUACAGUUUUUUAUUAUUAAUAUUGGUAUUUCUAUACACAUGCUAACCCUACACAAUGUUUACUAUAAAUAUUAUUUAUAUACACAUGCUAACCCUAAACAAUUGUAUUAUUAUCAUUUAUAUAGACAUGCUAACCCUACAAAGUUUCAUUAUUGAUAUUAUUUAUUUACACAUGCUAACCCUACACAAUGUUUACUAUAAAUAUUAUUUAUAUACACAUGCUAACCCUAAACAAUUGUAUUAUUAUCAUUUAUAUAGACAUGCUAACCCUACAAAGUUUCAUUAUUGAUAUUAUUUAUUUACACAUGCUAACCCUACACGGUUAUUAUAAUAUUAUUUAUAUACACACGCUAACCCUACAAAGUUUCAUUAUUGAUAUUAUUUAUUUACACAUGCUAACCCUACACAGUUAUAAUAUUAUUUAUAUACACAUGCUAACCCUACACAGUUUUUAUAUUAUUUAUAUACACAUGCUAACCCUACACAGUUUUUAUAUUAUUUAUAUACACAUGCUAACCCUGCACAAUUUUUAUUAUUAAUAUUAUUUAUAUACACAUGCUAACCCUACAGUUAUUAUAAUAUUAUUUAUACACACAUGCUAACCCUACACAGUUUUUAUUAUUAUACAUAUGCACAUGCUAACCCUACAGUCAUUAUAUUAUUCAUAUGCACAUGCAAACCCCACAGUUAUUAUAUUAUGUAUAUACACAUGCUAACCCUACAGUUUUUAAUAUUAAUAUUAUUAUUUAUAUACACAUGCUAACCCUAAACAAUUGUGUUAUCAUUUAUAUACACAUGCUAACCCUACAAAGUUUCAUUAUUGAUAUUAUUUAUUCACACAUGGUAACCCUACACAGUUAUUAUAAUAUUAUUUAUAUACACAUGCUAACCCUACAAAGUUUCAUUAUUGAUAUUAUUUAUUUACACAUGCUAACCCUACACAGUUAUUAUAUUAUUUAUAUACUCAUGCUAACCCUACAGUUAUUAUAAUAUUAUUCAUAUGCACAUGCAAACCCCCCAGUUAUUAUAUUAUUUAUAUACACAUGCUAACCCUACAAUUUUUAAUAUUAAUAUUAUUUAUAUACACAUGCUAACCCUAAACAAUUGUAUUAUUAUCAUUUAUAUACACACGCUAACCCUACAAAGUUUCAUUAUUGAUAUUAUUUAUUUACACAUGCUAACCCUACACAGUUAUAAUAUUAUUUAUAUACACAUGCUAACCCUACAAAGUUUCAUUAUUGAUAUUAUUUAUUUACACAUGCUAACAGUUAUUAUAAUAUUAUUUAUAUACACAUGCUAACCCUACACAGUUUGUUUAUUUUUUAUAUACACAUGCUAACCCUACACAGUUUUUAUAUUAUUUAUAUACACAUGCUAACCCUGCACAAUUUUUAUUAUUAUUAUUCAUAUACACAUGCUAACCAUACAGUUAUUAUAAUAUUAUUUAUACGCACAUGCUAACCCUACACAGUUUUUAUUAUUAUUCAUAUGCACAUGCUAACCCUACAGUUAUUAGAAUAUUAUUCAUAUAUACAUGCUAACCCUACAGUUAUUAUAAUAUUAUUUAUACACAUGCUAACCCUACAGUUUUUAUUAUUAUUCACAUGCUAACCCUACAGUUAUUAUAUUAUUUAUACACACAUGCUAACCGUACAGUUUUUAUUAUCAUUCAUAUGCACAUGCUAACCCUACAGUUAUUAUAAUAUUAUUCAUAUGCACAUGCAAACCCCACAGUUAUUAUAUUAUUUAUAUACACAUGCUAACCCUACAGUUUUUUAAAAUUAAUAUUAUUAUUUCUAUACACAUGCUAACCCUACACAAUUUUUAUUAUUAAUAUUAUUCAUGUACACAUGCUAACCCUACAAUUAUAUUAUUUAUACACACAUGCUAACCCCACAGAUAUUUUAAUAUUAUUUAUGCACACAUGCUAACCCUACAGUUUUUAAUAUUAAUAUUAUUAUUUCUAUACACAUGCUAACCCUACACAAUUUUUAUUAUUAAUAUUAUUCAUGUAAACAUGCUAACCCUACAGUUAUUAUAAUAUUAUUUAUACACACAUGCUAACCCUACACAGUUAUUAUAAUAUUAUUUAUAUACACAUGCUAACCCUACACAGUUUUUAUAUUAUUUAUAUACACAUGCUAACCCUGCACAAUUUUUAUUAUUAAUAUUAUUUAUAUACACAUGCUAACCCUACAGUUAUUAUAAUAUUAUUUAUACACACAUGCUAACCCUACACAGUUUUUAUUAUUAUACAUAUGCACAUGCUAACCCUACAGUUAUUAUAAUAUUAUUCAUAUGCACAUGCAAACCCCACAGUUAUUAUAUUAUUUAUAUACACAUGCUAACCCUACAGUUUUUUAUAUUAUUAUUUAUAUACACAUGCUAACCCUAAACAAUUGUGUCAUCAUUUAUAUACACAUGCUAACCCUACAAAGUUUCAUUAUUGAUAUUAUUUAUUUACACAUGCUAACCCUACACAGUUAUUAUAAUAUUAUUUAUAUGCUCAUGCUAACCCUACAGUUAUUAUAAUAUUAUUCAUAUGCACAUGCAAACCCUCCAGUUAUUAUAUUAUUUAUAUACACAUGCUAACCCUACAGUUUUUAAUAUUAAUAUUAUUAUUUAUAUACACAUGCUAACCCUAAACAAUUGUAUUAUUAUUAUUUAUAUACACACGCUAACACUACAAAGUUUCAUUAUUGAUAUUAUUUAUUUACACAUGCUAACCCUACACAGUUAUUAUAAUAUUAUUUAUAUACACAUGCUAACCCUACAAAGUUUCAUUAUUGAUAUUAUUUAUUUACACAUGCUAACCCUACACAGUUAUUAUAACAUUAUUUAUAUACACAUGCUAACCCUACACAGUUUGUAUAUUUUUUAUAUACACAUGCUAACCCUACACAGUUUUUAUAUUAUUUAUAUACACAUGCUAACCCUGCACAAUUUUUAUUAUUAAUAUUAUUCAUAUACACAUGCUAACCAUACAGUUAUUAUAAUAUUAUUUAUACGCACAUGCUAACCCUACACAGUUUUUAUUAUUAUUCAAAUGCACAUGCUAACCCUACAGUUAUUAUAAUAUUAUUCAUAUAUACAUGCUAACCCUACAGUUAUUAUAAUAUUAUUUAUACACACAUGCUAACCCUACAGUUUUUAUUAUUAUUCACAUACACAUGCUAACCCUACAGUUAUUAUAAUAUUAUUCAUACACACAUGCUAACCCUACAGUUUUUAUUAUUAUUCAUAUGCACAUGCUAACCCUACAGUUAUUAUAAUAUUAUUUAUACACACAUGCUAACCCUGCACAGUUUUUAUUAUCAUUCAUAUGCACAUGCUAACCCUACAGUUAUUAUAAUAUUAUUCAUA